Molecule: messenger RNA, 2038 nt
Organism: Eucalyptus grandis
Lineage: Eukaryota; Viridiplantae; Streptophyta; Magnoliopsida; Myrtales; Myrtaceae
Product: probable WRKY transcription factor 40
Exons: 5
Coding region: 367-1398 (343 amino acids)
Biological process (GO): regulation of DNA-templated transcription
Molecular function (GO): DNA-binding transcription factor activity; sequence-specific DNA binding
Source: RefSeq, a predicted model, not a curated record
GCUUAACAUAUGCUCAUGACAGCUCCUCCUCUCUGACGUUCUCAUCUUUUCUUUCUUUCUUAUCUUCUUUCUUGGCUCUCUUUCCUCCCCCCCACCGAAACUCGUGCUGCUUCCUCCCUCUUUCCUUUCCUCUUUCCUUUUUCCUUUUUCCUUUCUCCGUGUCUCUUCUAUAUAUUGGCGUUCACUCCAGUCAAUUUGACACAAUUCAGCGUCUCCAGUCUUUCUUUUCGCGUGGGGGUCAAUCUGAGGGAAGCCCGACAACAGCUGGCCGAUCUUGAAAAGAGGGGAAGAUACGAGGGAAAGGAAGUUUGCUUCUUCCCAGCUGAGUUUGGUUCAAGGCAGUUCUUGGAGUCGCCUCCUCCCGCUAUGGAUUAUUCUUCCUGCAUUAGUACUUCUCUGGAUCUCAAUAUCAGGCCGCUCAGGCCUCAUGAUGAAGCUCCGAAGAGAGAGCCGCAAGAGACCGACUUUAUGGAUCUGGGUUUGAAUACAUCUGCCAAAGAAGAGACUGGUGCUUUGGUUGAGGAGCUCAAUAGGGUGAGUGCUGAGAACAAGAAGCUUACGCAGAUGCUGACUGUCAUGUGUGAGAACUACAACACAUUGAGAAGCCAGGUGAUGGAUUACAUGAGCAAGAAUGCUGAGAAGGAGCUCAGUCCCUCCAAGAAAAGGAAAUGCGAUAGCAACAACAACAUUGGCGAAAACAAUAACAACAUACUCGCAAAUGGUGCUUCCGAGAGCAGCUCGACAGAUGAAGACUCAUCUAAGAAACCGAGGGAGGAAAAGAUCACGGCUAAAAUCUCAAGGCUCUAUGUGAGGACCGAAGCAUCUGACACUGGCCUGAUUGUGAAAGAUGGGUAUCAGUGGAGGAAAUAUGGCCAAAAGGUGACCAGAGACAACCCAUGUCCUAGGGCUUACUUCAAGUGCUCUUUCGCUCCAAGCUGCCCAGUCAAGAAGAAGGUGCAAAGGAGUGUUGAGGACCAAGCUGUUCUGGUAGCUACAUAUGAAGGUGAACACAACCAUCCAACUCAGAUGGAGGAAACACAAGGCUCAAGCAGGUGCAUGGCCAUUGGAUCAGUGCCCUGCUCAACCUCACUCAACUCAUCUGGACCAACCAUCACUCUUGACCUCACCAAAUCGAAGUCCCCCAUCGUUUCCCCAAGCAGCAACAACAACAACGACAAUAACAACAACAACAACAACAAUAACAAUAACAACAGCAACAGCAACAGCAACAACAGCAACAAAAUCACCUUAAAACCCAAGACAGAGUCGCCUGAAAUCCAAAGGUUUCUGGUGGAGCAGAUGGCCUCAUCCCUCACGAAAGACCCCAGCUUCACUGCUGCCCUGGCUGCAGCCAUUUCAGGGAAGAUCUUCCACCAGAACCCUACCGGGAAAUGGUGAAAAAAUUGAGUAGGGGUUCAUUAGGUGUUGAUUUUGCUUUGUAAAUGGAUUGAAAGUGAAAGUCCUAAGAAAAAAAGAGAGGAAAAUUUUGUUCUGCCAAGUUGAAAGAUGCCAUUCAUGGUUUUGGAAGCAAGUUGCUCAAAUUGGACAGUCUAGUCAAAGCAGUCCAACUCAAGUGGUGGGCUGUUCGAGUCAUCUUCUUCCAAAACUUGUUGAAAGAGCUAGUCCUUUCUUUUUACUUUUGUCCCACGUAGCUUGCUUUUCUUGACUUCCUUGCGGGGCGAUUUGAGAAGGAAGGGGCUCUCUGACCGCUCCGGUGCAAUAAGAUUCGGAAAGCAACGUUCGUGGAAAAUGGGUGCAACUUCCAACUCAGCAGGAAAAUGCGAGUCUUUGGUCUUCUCUUUACCAAGAGUGAAGACGAGUGGUGGGAGUAUCCUCAUUUUCAUGUUUGUAGCUUAGAUAGGACAAGCACGAGAAGAGAAUAUCCUGUAAUAGGAAAAGGAAGAACAGAUAUUUUGUAGACAUUUACGGAUUUAUAGCUCCAGAAACCUUGUUACUGGACAUGGAAGCCGCUCAACAAAGCUGGAGCUAUUGCUCAACUCAGCGGGAAUAUACGGAUUCCAAGUAUGGUUUUCAACAA